UCAAUUCAUUCACUUCUUCCUUUUUAUUUUCAUUUUAAUUCAGCACGUAUUGCACAGUAUAACAACUACUUGUGCAUCACUACAUCAAUACAUCACUGCAGCCACCACCCUAGUACAUAGUCUCAGUUAUCUUCCAUUCCUCCACCAUCACCUCCUCCAACAAAUUUUCUUUUUUAUCGUCGUUGCGAAACUAGACCGUUGGCAAACAACUUUGUUUUCCUGCCUCGUUUCUACGCCUCCGUAGCACAGCUCACGUGACCAGAAUGCCAGUCUUGUGCAUCCAGAGCUGACGGUGCCAUGGAGACGUCUGUGGGUGCACGCAUCAGUCUGUUGUUAUGCCUUUAUACACGUGUGGACGCUUGCAUGUGUGUGUGUGGUCGUGUUUGAUGUCUGCUCUUGUGUCUCUGUGUGUGUGUGUGAGAGAGAUAUCAAAGGAUAAUGAUAAUGGAGCUCACAAGAGGAAAAGUCGAAUACGAGGGAAAUAACUGCUAAGUGUAGGGUAGGAAUGGACAAUGACAUGAGCAGAAUCCUACUUUACACCUUUGGUGACCCUCGUGAAGUCUCUUCAGAUGUCAAAGAUCACAAAAACCAAUAAAGAGGAAAUUUUACCAAAAAUAUUACAGAUUUAGCCAUGAGCAUUUUUUACUGACUACCUCAGAUAUUCUUUCCAGAAAAAUUGGUGAAAAUACCCUUUCCUUUUUGAGAUAGCCAUUAACUGUCACAAACCUGCUUUCUUUCUUAAUCGUUCGGAUGGAAGGAAAUGGGAAAGGUGGACGGGCGGCCAGUUUUUCUUUUGAUCUGCAGGUGUCAUUGAGACGCUCCACUUGUACCAAUGAGAUCAGGACCGAGAGAUAAAAAAGUGAUUUUUGCUACUGCUUGUUGUCCUUGACCUGAGCAGGGAAAACUAACAGUUUGUUGUUGUUGGUGUGUGUGGUCCUGACAGGACCUGUAAACAGUGUAAAUUAUUCACAUGAAAACCUGUCGUGAAUUUGUGUCAGGUUUGUUUUGAAUCUGUGACGGUUGUGUUCAGGACACAUGUUAAAGAGCCGUCUGGUGAAGCCCCUGUAGCCAAGGCCAAGAUGAGUGAUGUAGCGGAACUGAUGGCACCACAUACCCUGUCGCCCAUUGUUUCCCUUUUUGCCGCCGCAGUUUGAGGUGAGUGCUGCUUUAUAAAGGACAGAAAGCUGUCUGGGUGCUGACUUUGACUUGUUGCAGGGAGGAACAGACCUUUGUCCACACAGCCAUGGCGGUGCCACGAGGUGUGACUGUGUGUCUGCUGGUGAUGAUGACACUGUCACUGUCACUGGAUGCUGCUGCAAGUCCUGUCAGCUCGCAGGAGUCAGACAAUCAGCACAGCAGACGACUUCAGCGUCUGGAGGCGGAGAUGGAAAUUCUUCGCAAGUUUGUAACAGAAGUCAAACAGGACUGCAGAAGUGGACUUCAGGGUCCACAGACGUCCAUGUUGUGGAGAGUAGCACAGGAAGUCUCGGAGCUGCGCGCGCAUCUUCAGGAAGCUGAGAUGAGAAAAGAAUUAUCGAAUCUCCGCGAAAGACUCUCCACACUGCAGACCGGCCUGCACACAGGAAUGUCUGAGGUGGAAGGAAUGAAGGCGAACCAGACAAAAGAAUCCAAUUUGCCUCAACGACCAAAGGUAGCUUUUCUGGGCAAGUUUCCAUACCAAGAUGGCGGCAUAAGAAUUCCAGCAUCAGCUCCUCUCAACUUCACUGAAGUCUUUGAUAUUGGAAAUGGAUUUGAGGAAGGGGAGGGUGUAUACACUGUUCCAUACUCUGGUGUUUACUUAAUCAACUUCCAGGUGUUCCCAUACCAAUCUAAGGACAAUCUGGUUGACCUCAAGAUGAAUGGCAAUACCUUGGUGAGAAGCCGACCGGGAAGUGGAUUGCCAGAUACAUAUAAUAAUAAUAAGCAGUAUGCAGUAGCGGCUUCCUCAGGCAUUGUAGUGGUGGCGUCUGCUGGUGACCGGAUCUGGCUGCAGACCAGACACGAAGGCCUUUUCUGGGCUGAGCAUCAUACUUUUUUGUCCGUGGUCCUCAUCAUUCCUGACGACUAACUAAAGUGGAAGUUGGGGCGAGACAGCUUGCUCAGUGUGCUCAGCAAAUCGUACAAUUCGAUCCAAAUACACCUUUUGAAGAUUUAGUUCAAAAAUACAUCAAUAAAAUAGAGUACUUUGAAAAAUA
Pomacea canaliculata is the source of this 2195-nucleotide messenger RNA. RefSeq lists its product as uncharacterized. The coding region runs from base 1244 to 2068 and encodes 274 amino acids. Gene Ontology annotation, molecular function: protein binding. The transcript is spliced from 5 exons. NCBI's taxonomy places the organism in Eukaryota, Metazoa, Mollusca, Gastropoda, Architaenioglossa, Ampullariidae. The record is from RefSeq and is a predicted model, not a curated record.